Molecule: messenger RNA, 1462 nt
Organism: Hippocampus zosterae (dwarf seahorse)
Lineage: Eukaryota; Metazoa; Chordata; Actinopteri; Syngnathiformes; Syngnathidae
Product: THAP domain-containing protein 5-like
Exons: 5
Coding region: 129-1235 (368 amino acids)
Source: RefSeq, a predicted model, not a curated record
GUCGCAUCAAUUUGGCGUCAACGACACGCACCGCGUUGUCAAUACUGCAUGAGUUUCACCUUGUUGUCAAUGUGCCUGCACGCGCAGAUAAAGCUGACCCGACGUGAACGACGUUGAGUAGGCUCAACAUGCCCAAAUAUUGUUCGGUGCCAAACUGUAAGAAUGACUCGGCGAGCGGCAGCGACCGAAAAAGCUUCUACAAGUUCCCGCUGCAGGAUCCUGAGCGGCUGCAGCAAUGGCUGAGGAACAUCGGCCGGGACAACUGGAUCCCCUCUCGGCACCAGUACAUCUGCCAUGAGCACUUUGCGUCAUCAUGCUUCAAGGUACGCUGGGGGAUUCGCUACCUGGAGAGCGACGCUGUGCCUACAGUUUUCCGGAGGGUCGAGAAACGCAAAGUGAUGGCUGAGAAGGAGAAGAAAGCCAAAGUGCUUCGCAGGGAAGCCGUCUUGGUUGAGGACCCCAGCCUAUGGGCUGCGGUGGGCGGGUCAAAAGUGGCUGCUGACCUCCCUUACCUACCUACGCUACCUGCCAUACCUCCCUUACUGCAGCCAAUGGAUGGGCACCAUGACGGCGAGCUGCUUCUGCUGCCCGGCGAUUGCCAAGAGGAGCUGGCGGGCACCUUUCUCACCUGCCCCCUUAGGCUUGGGGUCCAAGAGAUGCCCGCGGAGGAGUCGUGCCAAACUCAGGUCAUAGCCUACUUGGAGUCCAUACCGAAUGAUCUCCCUGGCCACGUGGUGGUCUCCUCGGACACCGUGCUAUCAUCCGCUCUUAGCCCCGAACCCAUCGCUUCCACAUUGCCUAUUGUCUCCAAACACGCACCACGGCCGCCACCAUCGAUGCCACUCCUGCUUGAGGUGGACGGAGGCUACAACCAGCAGGAUGAUGAUGACUAUGAUGUAGAGAGCCAGGACCACCAACUGGAGGAGCACUGCUACCACAAGCACCGUCUGAGUAAGGAGCAGCUGGAGGCACUCGUGGCUGAGCUGCAGAAGAAGGUGAAGGUCCUGCAGCAGAGGCACCGGCGCCACCUGGACAAGCUGCUGGGCCUGGAGAAUGCCGUCAGUCAGCUGAUGCAGAAAAACCUCAUGACUGAAGAGCGACUGCAGCUUCUAGAGAGGGCGGAGAUCCAGAGUAGCGCCAGCGUGUGCGACACAGGCGAAACUGUGGCCAUCAUCUAUGAGGAGGACGAAGCAGCCUAUUUCUAUACUCUCAGUGAUGGCGAAGAGAAACUUUGAAGGUCACAUCUGAGUGCCACUUUCUGUUUGUUUGUUUUGUUCCUUUACUCACAAAUCGUGGUUUAUUCUGAUUUUGGGGGACUGUUCUCAAUGGGUCUUUUUUUUUAAGUUAGUUUUUUUUCUCAAUUUUUCGAUUUCACCCUUUUUAAUUUCCCACAACCACUUUUUCCUCUCACCUAUUUAAGUGUCUUUGUCAUAACAUAAAUUGAAUUAAAACUUUCAUUCAC